Messenger RNA from Ostreobium quekettii, 1962 nucleotides. NCBI's taxonomy places the organism in Eukaryota, Viridiplantae, Chlorophyta, Ulvophyceae, Bryopsidales, Ostreobiaceae. The record is from the annotation of a GenBank genome assembly.
AUGGACAACAGGGGCGAUUCAAGGGCGGACCCCCCGCCUCCCAGGCGCCCCGUGGUGGCCAAGAUGGCCAUCCCGCCGCGAGUUCUAUCCCCUUCAGCGGAGGGUCUGCCGGAAGUAGGGCGCGAUGGGACGCACGCUGGUGCUCUGAGCGCACGCCGGCCGCAGCCCGCGCGGCCCAAGCCGCAGCGGCCCAACUCGGCGCGGGCGGCCACCUACACGCGCAGGCAUCCCGGCGCAUCGCAGGGCGCCAUGCCGGGAUACGGCCCCCAUCAGGGUGGCUACCGCGGGCCCGGCGGCACUCCGAGGAACUGCGGCCAGUACUGCGAGGAGUACGGGAUGGCGCCCCCGGCCUGGCCGGCUCCAGUUCCGGUUUUCGCCCCCUGGGGCUACGACCCGACGUGGGGGGGUGCCCCCCAUGCCGGUGUGGCGGGGUACGGAAUGUGGAUUGCCGGAAUGGGAGCGAUGCGGCGGAGCGAGCGGCCCACGAGGGUGGUGUUCGUUGGCGAGGUGCCCAAGGGAGCGAGCGACGCUGCCGUGCAGGAUGCCGCCGGCAGGUUCGGGCCGAUCCGCGGGCUGGAUGCCAGUCAAAGGGAGGCCACCGGCGGCGCGUUCGUGAUGUACUACGAUCUGCGGCACGCGGAGGCCGCCGCGCGGGGCCUGCCGACGGAGAUUCAGAGAUCUGCGGCGGGACUGGGCCAGGGUGGGGAGGUCAGCGGGCCGAUCGGUGCGUGCUUCAUGCUGCCCCCCCAGGGCGCCGCGGGGAUGGAGAACCAGGGGAGCAUCGGCGUGGCGGCCGGGGACAUGUCUCGAGCGGAGCUCAGGGCGAUGUUCGCAAAGUUCGGCGACGUGCGCGACGUGCGCAAGUCCGGCGGGGGCCCGAGUGGCGAUUGGCGCGUGGUCGAGUUCUUCGACACGCGGGACGCCGAGCGCGCCAUGAUGGACUUGAGAUGCCGCAAGGCGCCCAAGGUGGAGUACUGCCCGUUCUCCGGUUUGGAGGCGGCCCCACCGGUGCCACCGCCUCAGGGAUACGGCCUCGACCUCGGGCCCUACCCGGGCCAGUACCACGCGGGGGACGUCAAAGAUCCCGGCAUGGCGGGCGGGAUCGACGGCGUCCAGCCGGUGUGGCCGAUCGGGUCGAUGCCGGCCGGAGGGGGCUACGGCUGGGGGCCCUACCCCGUGGCCGGACAUCACACCCCCGGCGGGUAUGGUCGUGAUGGCGUGCAGCAGGGAGGGACGUCGGGGUCGAUGGGAGGGGUGGGCGCGGGCGAGGCGGGCGGCGAGGCGUCGGGAUACGCCUUGCCGCAGACGUGCAGGAAUGACUACUACGGCGGGCCGCAGUACGUGGGCUACCCAGCCGGUAUGCCAGCAAUGGUGCCAUAUGGCCUUGGUGGUCAGCCCAUGAUGAUGCAAGCACAAGGGAUCUACGAUGCCAGUGUAAUGGGAGGCCUGCGGGCAGAGCUGCCCUUGUCGCCAAUGAACAGGGCAAGUGGGUCGGACAUGCACCCCUGGAGGUCGCACCGUACCGGAAGAGGAUGCAAUGAUAGGAGUUACGACCCUGCUCAGUAUGAGUUCAGCAUGGAUGAGGCACGCACAAAGUCGGCCAAUGCCCGCACCACGCUGAUGAUUCGCAACAUACCCAACAAAUACAGCCAGAAGAUGCUGUUGGAUGUGCUGGACAGGAAGUACAGUGGGCGUUACGACUUCUUCUAUCUGCCCAUCGACUUCAAGAACCGGUGCAACCUGGGGUAUGCCUUCGUGAACUUCAAGACGCCGACCACCACAGCUGAGUUCUACAAGGAGUUCCACUCCAAGAGCUGGGAGGAGUUCAACUCAAAGAAGGUGUGCGAAAUCACAUACGCCCGAGUGCAAGGUCGCAAUGCCCUGAUCGAGCACUUCCGCAACUCACGCUUCCCCUGUCACGAGCCCGACUACUUGCCGCUUGUGUUUGAGGCGGUCGACGAG